GUGGGGGCUGCUGUAGUGUGUGGCGGAUCUGAGGUCUUGGGGGCAGAAGUCGAGCCGCCUUCUGCUUCCGGGUCGCGGGGUCACGGCCGGGGCAUCCGUGUACGGCGUCGGAUCACGCGGAGCCAUGAACGCCUCGACCAAGAAGGCCAUCCGCAGGCUAAUGCUGGUGGAGCUGGCCGGCGUGGUUGCCGCCUACGCUGUCUACUUCCGCUUGCACACCAAUCAAGAUUUCAGGCAUACAAUGCACAAGAGAUUUCCAGCCAUUCUGGAAGCUUAUUACAAAUGCAACGAGCAGUGUGGAAUCUGUGACAUAAGGAAGAAAGACCAAAUUAAAUGGUCUAACAGUGUAAAUUAGAUCCCUUUGUGUUUGAACUGCUUUUUCUUCUUGAUCAUACUUUUCACAUCUCUGUUGUGAAGCUGUCUGUCAUGCUCCGUCUCCCACUUGAGGUGUUUGACACCUACCAAAGAGGAGAAGGCAGGUGAGAUGUCAGAGCAGCUGGUGCAUAAUUAUUACUUACGAACACUAUGUGGAAUCUGAGUAAAUCAUGUGUUGGCUAAUACUGAGCCACCAUGUAUACAAAAUGUCAAUAAAGUGUGAACGAUG
Molecule: messenger RNA, 604 nt
Organism: Alligator sinensis (Chinese alligator)
Lineage: Eukaryota; Metazoa; Chordata; Crocodylia; Alligatoridae
Product: protein CEBPZOS-like
Exons: 4
Coding region: 125-355 (76 amino acids)
Source: RefSeq, a predicted model, not a curated record